AUGCCAGUAGGGGAUAUGAGAACCAGGCUAGCGCCACAACCCUGUAAAUUGGAAACACCGUCGACAAACAAGGUCCAUUGUGGCCCGGUCGGGUCGGUGGUCUGGUCGCUGUCCGUGCCAGGUUAUGCCGAGGUCGGAGCUAGCUCUAAUGGCCCUGGCAUGUUGGUGUUGUGGGCUGGUGUGGUGAAUUCCGAAAUGAAGUCGGUGAUGGCCUACGCCUUCAUGGCUGUGCGCGGCUGGACCAAGUUGAGUGGCUGA
Molecule: messenger RNA, 258 nt
Organism: Prunus armeniaca (apricot)
Lineage: Eukaryota; Viridiplantae; Streptophyta; Magnoliopsida; Rosales; Rosaceae
Source: the annotation of a GenBank genome assembly